AUGUCGCUCAACGACGCCUCGACCAAACGAGGAGGCGCAAACCGUCCCGACACAGCUGCAUCUGUCGCCACUUCCAGCUCUGAUUUCCGCAUUCCUGGCCUUCGACCUAGUGCACAACAGCAAGGUGGUAUCUCGCGCAAUGUCUCGCAAUCGCCCUCGCCCGCUCCUUCCUUUCUUCGUAUCUUCGCUCCACAGCAUGAAUCUGCAGGCGCGACUUGGUACGAUGGCCGCACAGGUCGAGAUUCUCCGGUUGCCUGGCUCGCAAAACAUGGUCCAUCGCCGAGGGAGCUCCUCGACAGCUCGCAGGGACCCAUAGAGCAUCGUCAGCCUUUCACAUCCUCAGUGCAGCGAACUCUGGGCGUUCGAAAUUGGGAUGCGGCUCACACUGCGCCUGCAUCUGCUCCUCCUACAAGCCUCCCAAGCGGUGAUCACGUUCGGCCGUUCACAGCCUCCUCGUACCAUCGAAGCAGAUUGGUCACCGCCGACGGAUUUGUGGGUAGCUACGUGUGUGCCCUGCUCGAGAAUCGUGGAGUCGGCCGCGAAGUUGGAAUCGCUUCCAUCGAGCGAGAGACGGGGCUCUGCGUCAUCACACAGCUGGCAGAUACUCCGACAUACGUUCGGACCGUCCAGCACAUGUCCAUGUAUCCUCCGAGCAUCCUGCUAGUACCAGCCUCGGGUUCGUCGCGCAGCGGCAAACAUGGCUCAUUCACAUCGACCACUCGGAGCAAGCGAGCCAAGACCCACGAUGGCAACGACGGCGAGACGAACGGGGACCGCUCGGAAGAGCAGCUACAGAGAGGUCAGCAGUCGGUACUCAUCAGUACUCUCGAGCAGAUCUACGGCAUUCAAGCGCAGCCUUUCAAUCGAAAGCACUGGAACUAUCAGGAGGGAGCACGGUAUCUUGAUCGGCUGCUGAUUGACGACGCUGACGAGAUCAAAGCGGAAGAGGAGCUUGCUGGGCCUCUGUCAGCGAAGGAAAAAGCUCCUUCCAGUCAGCAGUCGCAGCGUCCUGCUUCAUCUCGACCGCAGACGGGCCGAUACUCGCUGGACCUGCACGCAAAGGCUUCGACACGAGCUGCUAUUCUGGUGGCGGUGGCCGACAAGUUCUAUCUCCUCUCCGCCCUCGCCGGUCUUUUGGACUUCUACACCGAGUCCUUCAACCGCGUCUUCACGCCAAAGACACUUCGUAUUCGCUUCGUGGUCCCUGAAGGCACGACCUUAAUCAACAGCAACACCGUUCAUGAUCUCGAGCUGGUCCGCAACUUGAUUGACCCUCGUUCAAAUGACUCUCUCUUCGGAUUGCUCGAUCACUGCGUCACGCCCAUGGGGAAGAGAUUGCUCAAAAUGAACUUACUUCAGCCGUUGACAGACCCUGAUGCUCUCUCAGUGCGACAGGACGCCGUAGCCGAGUGUGUCAACAGCGAGGAACGCUACAUUGCCAUCCGAGAAAGUCUCAAGCCGAUCCGCGAAAAGGGUAUCGAUCUCGACAAGCUCAUUCAUUCCCUGUCCUGUCCGCAAAGAGGCGAGCCUCCAAAAGAAGUAACCGAGAGAAAGGUCAGCAGCAUUCUUGCUCUUCGCACUCUAUUGCUCUCUCUUGGUCCAGCGCGAGCAGCCCUGCACAACUCCUCGAGCCAACUACUACAGUCCAUCUCUGACUUCUUCGAGUCCAGCGAAAUCGACGAGAUCAGCAGGGCAAUCCAGGCGACUAUCGACGAAGAUGUCCAGCAUGCAAAAAACGGCCUCAAGGCUCGGAACGCUAGGAUGUACGCUGUGCGAGCGGAGCGCAGCCCUCUCAUCGACGUGGCCAGGCAGACAUACCGAGAGAACCUCAGCGACAUCGAGUCUCAUCGCCAGCAGCUAGAAAGCGAUACGAACCUGAGCCUGUCGCUCAAAAUGCUCCAAACCAAUCUAGACAGCAGCCAGAUACCGCACUUGCCCGACUACUUCACGAAUAUCACCAAGGCCAAAGGCGGCAAGCAGGUCACGAUGAUGACGUUGGCUCUUAAGAAGCUCAACGCUCGGUUGAAUGACUCGAUGACCGAAGUCCUGGUCAUGACCGAUACCAUUGUCAACGAGCUCAUCGACAACAUCGUCGAGCGUCUGGCAUCUCUCAAUAACAUUUCGGAGGCUCUGGGUCUUCUCGACAUGAUCUUCAGCUUUGCCACCGUGUCGAUGGUCAACGACUACGUGCGACCCGUCUUUGGCGACAGGCUGGAUAUCCGCACCGCACGACACCCUAUUCUGGACCGGGUCGAGGUCGGCAAGUCUUCCACGUCAAGCUUCAUCUCGCGCAGACGAGGCACUUUCGUUCCCAAUGACAUCUUCCUCGCCCCGGGCGAGCGCAUCUGCCUCGUUACUGGGCCCAACAUGUCCGGCAAGAGCACGCUGUUGCGUCAAAUCGCUCUCAUCACCGUUCUGGCUGGCAUCGGCUGCUUCGUUCCUGCGACGCGAGCUACACUGCCGCUGCCAGAUGCGCUCCUCAGUUUGUUGACGCAUGAAGACGAUGCCACCCAGAAUCUGUCGACGUUCGCAGCUGAGAUGCGCACGGCUGCCUUCAUUCUCAGCGUCGGCUCGCCAAACUCCCUCGUCCUCCUCGAUGAAAUGGGCCGAGGCACCAGUCCCGACGAAGGCUGCGCUCUCGCCACCGCCGUCAUCGAGGAGCUCCUCACUGAGAAAGGCAGCACCACGUUCUUCGCCACGCACUUUGGGGAGCUCGUCGACGGUCUCAGAACUAAAGAAGGCAUCGUGUGCCAGCAUCUCAACGUCUCGAUGGUGCAGAAAAGCGAGAAUGUCGACCUGGUCUUCCAUCAUAAGCUGCAUCUCGGUCCUGGUCUCAACACGCACUACAGCCUGCAAGUGGCCAAGAUGAUGGGCUGCUUCCCUGACGACUUCUUGCAACGUGCCCAGAACGUGGCGGUCGCCGAACAGCUGAUCAACGCAGAGCGAACGGCCUUGAUCGACAAUGAGGCCAGCGACCGGCGAAAGAUCUUGCGCCAGGUCGUACGCGAGCUGCGCCACCUUGUCGAAGGUUCAUCUGUCGAGGUGAUCGACAACGAAGACGAAGAGCCCGAGAAGCAGCCAGCAAAGAAGCUGAUCGAGAAGCUGUCGCUAUUGCAGCUGCACGCCAUUGACGAAGUACACCGCACUUAUCCCGAUCGGCUCUAG
Messenger RNA from Kalmanozyma brasiliensis GHG001, 3165 nucleotides. Its product is annotated as DNA mismatch repair protein MutS, core. Gene Ontology annotation, cellular component: nucleus. NCBI's taxonomy places the organism in Eukaryota, Fungi, Basidiomycota, Ustilaginomycetes, Ustilaginales. Bases 1 to 3165 code for a protein of 1054 amino acids. The transcript has 16 exons. The record is from RefSeq and is a predicted model, not a curated record. Gene Ontology annotation, molecular function: ATP binding; mismatched DNA binding; ATP-dependent DNA damage sensor activity. Gene Ontology annotation, biological process: mismatch repair; reciprocal meiotic recombination.